Messenger RNA from Westerdykella ornata, 1168 nucleotides. RefSeq lists its product as uncharacterized. NCBI's taxonomy places the organism in Eukaryota, Fungi, Ascomycota, Dothideomycetes, Pleosporales, Sporormiaceae. The record is from RefSeq and is a predicted model, not a curated record. The transcript has a single exon. Bases 197 to 1168 code for a protein of 323 amino acids.
GGAGCUUGGUUAUCAAAAUGAACGUCCACGGGUCUGCGGGGUAACCUCUGCAAGUUGCACCCCACGACAACAUGCAGUGAACGUUACAUCUGAACCAAUUUGCAUGCGUGUCCUUUUUCCAGUUAUAUACCCUUCGUUCUUGUCUCAUACGUCUUCGAAUCUGUAUUCCUAGCAACACCUGAAGUUCCUUUUCACAAUGACGACUUCGACGGCAACAACACAAACCGCUCCCAACGACGACACCACACCCUCCCCAUCCGCAAACCUCCCACCCCCUUCAGACCCGUACACCUCCGCCCUCGCCUCCCUCCAGCAAAACGGCUUCGUCAUUCUCCCAGCCACCCUCUUCCCCACCUUCGACCUCCCGACCCUGCGCGACGCAGCCACUCACCUCACGCACUUAGCCCGCACCUCGCAAUGGCCGUACCUGCGCACCUUGCCCAAACAAUUCCCGCCCUGGCCCUCGGACCCCUCCAACGGCAUCUGGGGCGUCCAGCACCUCCUGCACCCGUCCAACCCCCAUGCCGCCACCUUCGCCAAAAGCUACUUCGACCCGGAACUCCUCAAGUACGCACAAGUCCUCAUCGGCUGCGAAGAAGAGGAACUCGUCAUGGAACUGUACAACAUGCUCGUGCGGCCGGACGCGGCGUUCGCGCUGCGCUGGCACCGCGACGACAUCCCCGCCAGCGCGUCGGCGGAGGAGGAACUGGAGCGAUUGGUGAAGAAGGAGGCGUUCCAUGCGCAGUGGAAUUUGGCGCUGUACGAGGAUGAGAGUCUCGUUGUCGUUCCGGGGAGUCACAGGCGGGCGAGGACGGAGGAGGAGAGGAGUGCGGAUCCUUUUGAGGACGAUAUGCCGGGGCAGUUGGUCGUGAGGUUGAAGGCGGGUGAGGUGGUGUUUUAUGAUAAUAAUAUCUUGCAUAGGGGCGUGUAUGAUCCGGACAAAGAGAGGAUGACGUUGCAUGGGAGUGUGGGGAGUUGUAAGAAGGGGGCGGGCAAGGAGAGGGCGAGGAAUGUGUUGCAGCAUGGGGUGGGGAGCUGGGUUGGCGAGGUGGAUUUUCGGAAGUGGGUGGGUGGGGAGAUUGGGGAGAGGGCGGAGAGGAUGAGGGAGAGGUUGGUUAGGUUGGGGAGGGAGAGUGGGGAGGUGGGCUUCUUUAGUAAGGAUGAGUAG